AUGGCCCUCUACGCCCUUUUAGGCUUCUUCCCUCUCUUCGUUCUAAGCCUCGCAGCCGGUAAAGUUAUUUACGCCCUGUUCUUGUCGCCAUACAGAAACGUCCCAGGGCCAAGGCUUUGCAAAAUCACACGGUACUGGGCCGUCUACCAUGACAUGUGGCUGCGCCGCAUUGAAAAGAUUUACGAGUGGCAUCGCGAAUAUGGCGACGUUGUGAUGGUUGCGCCAGGAGAAGUGUCGUUUUCCAAUGCGGCGCUGACGAGGGAGAUAUACGGCUCUACCGGGCGACAUCCCAAGAGUAAAUACUUUGACAACUUCCUCAUGUACGGCGAACGACCAAUCUUCUGCACACUGGAUGUGAGAGACCACCGCCAAAUGCUCAAGCGAACGUUUACCUUUUACCAGCCGACCUCAAUUUACAAGCCGGCCAGCCUGCAGCCCCUGUGGACCAAUGUCAGGAGGUUUGUCGACCAGCUGAAGAGAGACAUUGCGGUACAGCCGACGGUCGACGUCCUGCUCUACUGCAAUUUCUACUCGUUCGACAACAUCACGAACCUGGUGUACGGCCCCGAACUCUGCGCCCGCACAAUAGGGGAUGCCGAGUGCGAGGAGCGCGCGAUACUGAAGGGCUGGAAGGAGGUCGAGGUCUGGAACAAUCUCUCCUACAACUUUCCGCUGGUUCACAAGAUGAUUAGGGCCGUCGUCUCCUAUGCCAGAAAAGACCCGGCUUUUCUGUCGGCCGAGGAGCGAUUGACCGACUGGAACAUGGACAAAAUUGAGUCUGCCAGGCGGAAUCCGGACAAGAUGGUUGCCGGCUCUCUGCUGCACCAGCUGAGCAACAUGAAGACGCCCGACGGUGAGGCGUUUCCCACAUCAUGGAUUGCCGCCGAAAUGCUGGACAAUAUCCAUGCCGCGCAAACUACGGUUGCUCUCUCGCUCACGUAUACGCUUUGGAACCUGGCCCGCCACCCUGAAUGGCAGGACCGUAUUCGAGCAGAGCUUCUUGCGCUGCCAGUCAAAGAAGAUGGUUUGCCCAACUUCGACGACGUCAUGGCCGCCCCAAUCCUGGACGCUUGCUUUCGAGAAUCCAGCCGACUGUGUCCUCUGUCGAGCGGAAGGGCCGAGAGGGUAGUGCCCGUUACCAAGGCAUACAAUGGGGUGGUGCUCCCAGCUGGGACCAUUGUGUCAACGUCAACGCUGUCGAUACACCACAGGCCAGACGUGUUCCCAGACGCCCACAUGUACAGGCCUGACCGCUGGCUGGAGGCGGACGAAGCAACCCUGCGGGCUAUGGAGUCGUGCUACAUGCCGUUUGGCUACGGCGCGCGUCUGUGCCUGGGCAAGGCGUUCGCCGUGGCGGAGAUCAAGCUCUUGAUUGCGGGCAUUGUGACGGAAUUCCGACUUUGGGACGAUCCUCAGUCGCCAACGACGGAGAGGAGUAUGGAGCAGCUUGGGACGCAAAACGCCAUGCCGCGGGGGCAGCGAUGUGACCUCGGUUUUAGGCAACUGGCGGAGUGGGAGCGGGAGCGUGGCAAUGGCACGCAAGGUGCGCCGUGA
This is a messenger RNA of Metarhizium brunneum ARSEF 3297, 1554 nucleotides long. Its product is annotated as Cytochrome P450 monooxygenase AKT7. NCBI's taxonomy places the organism in Eukaryota, Fungi, Ascomycota, Sordariomycetes, Hypocreales, Clavicipitaceae. The record is from RefSeq and is a predicted model, not a curated record. Gene Ontology annotation, molecular function: heme binding; iron ion binding; monooxygenase activity.